This is a messenger RNA of Centropristis striata (black sea bass), 2070 nucleotides long. RefSeq names its product tripartite motif-containing protein 16-like. Lineage: Eukaryota; Metazoa; Chordata; Actinopteri; Perciformes; Serranidae. Gene Ontology annotation, molecular function: protein binding; zinc ion binding. The transcript has a single exon. The record is from RefSeq and is a predicted model, not a curated record. The coding region runs from base 157 to 1830 and encodes 557 amino acids.
CUUCAGAUCUACAAGUUUGAAGAUGGGCGUAACCAACAUGGUGGUGACGUGCAGCAGCCACUCACUGCACACACACAUGUUGUUCAGAUCAGAUCUCCAACUGGUUUCAGUUAUGAGGAAGUGAAACUCAGAGAGUUGUUGUGACUGAGAGGUGAAAUGGCGCAGAAAGGAGCUCAGCUCGAUCGAGAGGUCUUCUCUUGUCCGAUCUGUCUGGAUCUACUGAAGGAUCCGGUGACUACUUCAUGUGGACACAGCUACUGUAUGAACUGUAUUAAAAGCUUCUGGGAUGAAGAGGAUAAGAAGGAAACCUACAGCUGUCCUCAGUGCAGACAGACGUUCACACCGAGGCCUGUCCUGCUGAAGAGCACCAUGUUGGCAGUUUUAGUGGAUGAGCUGAAGAAGACUGGACUCCCAGCUGCUGCUGCUGAUCUCUGCUACGCUGGAGCUGAAGAUGUGGCCUGUGAUGUCUGCACUGGGAGAAAACUGAAAGCCCUCAAGUCCUGUCUCACCUGUCUGGUGUCUUACUGUAAGAAACACCUUCAACCUCAUUAUGACGCAGUUCUGUUAUCAAAACACCAGCUGGUGGAGCCCUCCAAGAAGCUCCAGGAGAACGUCUGCUCUCGUCACGGUGAGGUGAUGAAGAUUUUCUGCCGUACCGAUCAGACGCCCAUCUGUUAUCUCUGCUCAAUGGACGAACAUAAAGGCCACGACACGGUCUCAGCUGCAGCAGAACGGACGGAGAAGCAGAAAGAGCUCGAGGUGAGUCGACAAAACAUCCAGCAGAGAAUCCAGGACAGAGAGAAAGAUGCGAAGCUGCUUCAACAGGAGGUGCAGAACAUCAAUCGCUCCGCUGAUAAAACAGUGGAGGACAGCGAGAAGAUCUUCAGCGAGCUGAUCCGUCUGUUGGAGAAACGAAGCUCCGAGGUGAAGCAGCAGGUCAGAUCCCAGCAGGACGCCGAAGUGAGUCGAGUCAAAGAGCUUCAGGAGAAACUGCAGCAGGAGAUCGUUGAGCUGAAGAAGAAAGACGCUGAGCUGAAGAAACUCUCACACACAGAGGAUCACAACCAGUUUCUGCACAGCUACCCCUCACUGUCAGCACUCAGUGAGUCUACAUCCAGCAUCGAUAACCGUCCUCUGCGCUACUUUGAGGACGUGACAGCGGCUGUGUCAGAAGUCAGAGACAAACUACAGGACGUCCUGAGAGAGGAAUGGACAAAGCUCUCACUGACUGUGACUGAAGUGGAUGUUUUACUGUCAGAUUCACCAGCAGAGCCCAGGACCAGAGCUGGAUUCUUAAAAUAUUCAUGUGAGAUCACACUGGAUCCAAACACAGCAAACACAGAGCUGUUAUUAUCUGAGGGGGACAGAAAAGCAACAGCAGUGAGGAAUCAACAGUCCUAUCCAAGUCACCCAGACAGAUUCACUGGAUGGUGUCAGGUCCUGAGCAGAGAGAGUCUGACUGGACGUUGUUACUGGGAGGUGGAGUGGAGAGUGAGAGGACUUGAUGUAGCAGUUUCAUACAAGAAUAUCAGCAAAGUGGGGGUGUCGAAUGACAGAAUAUUUGGACGCAAUGACAAAUCUUGGUCAUUAGAAUGCUACAACAACAAUUAUACAUUUUGGUACAACAAUAUCAAAACGCCCGUCUCAGGUCCUUGGUCCUCCAGAGUCGGAGUGUACCUGGAUCACAGAGCAGGUAUUCUGUCCUUCUACAGCGUCUCUGAAACCAUGACCCUGCUCCACAGGGUCCAGACCACAUUCACUCAGCCUCUCUAUGCUGGACUUCGGCCUCAUUAUUAUGAAGACACUGCUGAGUUCUGUAAACUCAAAUAACCAAAGCCAUCAGUCUGGGACAGCAGGUUAAAAUGUGUUUUAUUCUUAAAGCUCCCAUAUUGUUAAUCUUUGUGGUGUUUUAUUUGAAGUUUUGACAUCCAAAAGAAGAUCUAUUUGUGGUUUUACACAGGUUUAACCACAGGUAAUGGUUUGCAGCCCUGGUGCAUGAUUUAGGAGUCAGUGUGUAAAGAGUCAGUCAGUGUGUAAAGAGUCAAACAGAUGUCUGAAUUUCUGGUAUUU